AGUGGCAAGCGGUUGCUAAGGGCGACAGACAACAGACAGCGGUUGCAACGUCAAACUGGAGAAAGAAACAGUCAAUGGCGGUGGUUGAUUAUAACGCAGCCGAAACAAUUAUCACUUUGAUUGAACAUUGUUCUGACUCUGAAGAGGAUUAGUCAAACGGCGCAGGAGAAUGUCGGGCGUAACUGAUACAGUUGUAUCUGGGGUGGGAUGGGAUGAGCGCUAUGCUAUCCCCGAGCCCAACGCUGAGAACAAGGCUUUGAUAGAAGAGAUUCGUAAAAAAGAGACAGAGUUGGUGCAACUGGGAAACAAACUUGAGAAAAACAAGGAUCAAAAGCAGUUAAUGACCGAAUUCCUCAAAAAUGCUAAACAAGAGCUGGAAAAUACUGAGUCUCUGUGCAAGGCAAAGGAAAGGGAAGGAGAGAUGGAAAAACACCUCACAGCCCUCGCAGAAAGGGAGACAGGUCGCCUGGCACAGGAGUCUGCUAAGAUGGAGAAAGAUCAUAGAUCUUUAGCAGAAAGGAAGAACAUGCUAGAGAACCAUAUAUUCAAGGCCAAACAGAAGCUAGAGGAGUUCAGGAACCAGAUGGACUGGGACCAGCAGACCAUGGAUGCUUUUUUAGAGGAGUCGGCUAGCAAAGAUCAGGACACAAUGGCCAUUAUCAAGUACGCCCAGCAAGACGAGCAGAGGAUAAAGUCGCUCACUCUGGCUUUAGAAAAGAAGAGACUGGAGGCCAGUGAAAAGCGUAAAGUACUUGACAAAGAAUUGACUGAGACUAUAUCCACACAGAUUGCUUUGGAUAAAACUACAGAAAAUUUGCAACAGGCCCACCAGGAGACACAGCAGCUCAUUCACCAAUGGGAAAACACUAUCAAGCAGAUGAAGCAACGAGACGCAGAGAUGCAUCAGUGUGCUCUGCUACUUAUCCAAGCCAACCAGAACAUCAGGGAGAGGAAUGGCGCCAUGACGGAGAGGAAGCACUUGUUGGAUACUCAGAAGAACAACAACAAGGAAACUGAGAGGAAGAUAACUAUGGCCAACCGACAGGCUGUUAAGCUGCGGCAAGAUUUGAAGGAGCAGGAGAAUAACUGCAGCAGGCUGAAGGAUGAGCUUGACAGUUGCAAAGGCACACUGGACCGAGCAAACUCCGAUGUGGAGUCUGUGACGUCCCAAAUAUCCAGGAUGAAGAAAGACAUCCAGGAUAACAACGACAAACUCAAGCAGGCCCGAUCCUACAAUGUUGCACUGGAAGAGAAGCUGAAGGUUGUGACUCAGACCGCCCUCAGUGAGGAGGAGAGAGCUGACCAGAUGGACCACCUCCUCAAGGAUGAGGAACACGCAAACAAGGAGUUGGAUGUCCAGCUGCGUGACUGCAGGGAGGAGCUUUUUCGUCGUAAAGAGCGUUUGCAGGCUCUCAAGACAAAAGAGAUGGAUUCUAUCGCAGUGGUUUCAAGGAGUAAAUACACCAUCACCAGCCUGGACAGCCAACUCAGAAAGCUGGAGAAGGAUUUAAUAAGACAGCAGAUGCUCAUGAAUGAACAGGACUCACAGAUCACCGGCCUGGGUAGAAAACUUUCACGGCUGGAGGGUGAAGUCCACACAGAUGAAAAACAAAUGCUCGACAUAAAGCUUGCUGAGCUGAAGAAAGCCCUCGAGGAGAAGAAGGACACAGCCAAAAUGCUAACGAACACACUUAAGGAGUCAGAGGAUGAUAUUCGCUAUUUGAGGAAAGAGAUGGAGAAGUCAGAGGCUCAAAAGAGAGAUCUGACCGUCAAGGUGGAGGAGCUCAUCCUUCUCCGAAACACCAAUGAAAAGGAGCUGAAGAGACUAAGGCUCAGGAAACAGGAAAACAUGGUGGAGCACAACGUCAUGAAGAUAGAGGUCAAGCGUAUGAGGGAUAUGCUGUACAACAAAGCGGGCAGCGUGCUGUCCUUAGAGAAGAGGAAGCUGGAGCUGCAGAAAGCCAUAAAGGACAGAGAGGAAGAGGUGAAGGUCUACAGAGAAAUGCUCAGCCAACAGCUCAAGAUCAGUGAGCAGGAGAGACAGAGACUCAGUGCCGAACUGAAUGAGAAACUGUCCAAGAUCGACAUGAUGAAGAAACGCUUUGAGGUUGUGAUGCUUACGAUGGCAGCUCCUGAGGGGGAAGAGGAGAAAUCGCAGGCUUACUACAUCACAAAGGCUGCACAAGAGAAAGAGGAACUCAAGCGGAAUGGAGACGCUCUGGAUGCUAAAAUCCGCAAGAUGGAGCUGGAAAAUAGAGCUCUGGAGAACACUAUUCAGUUGUUCAACAAUAGUAACUCAGCAUUUCGCAAAUCCCUCAACAAAGUAAAUGAUUCCAGUCCAGAGCAACAGGAAAAACUGAAGCUUGAAGAGCAGUUCAGGGCGGCUGAGGAGACACUGAGGUUUAAGAAAAGACAAGUUCAAGAGCUCCAACAGGACACACAGGACAUGAACAAUACCUUGGAGAGUCUGCUGCAAAAGGAGCAGGUGGAGAAAGAUAAGAUAGAGCACAAACAGUCACUCAUCAGUAAACUGAACAAAGAAAUCACUUCCCAGCAAGAAAAGGUCGACAGAGCCACAAAGCAGUGCUCAAAGCUGACUAAAGAGAUCCGCUCAGCAAAAAACACCAAGACCGAGACUUUUGAGGAGAAGGACAUUAAGCUGAGGGAGUUGAAAGAAUUCAAUAAGAGUAUCAACAGCAUGCUGAAUGAGGCCAUGGAGGACAAACCUGACCUCAGAUUAGUGAUGGAGAAAUACUUCCUGCAGGCCAAUCUGUCUCUUCCAUCUCCAUCUUCCACUCCUUCCAGCCAUCGGAGCUCCAAGACGAGCUUGGCCUCUUUCAGGUCUCCUGCGUCCUCAGCCAGCAGCAGCCCCAGGGCCUCUGCACUUCACUCCCCCGUGCUGAAGACUGUGGAGCUGGGCCUGGAUCUGACCAUCACCUCCCCUCCCCUCACCACCUCCAGACGUUCCAGCUCUGCAAGCAGCAGCAGCAGCAGCAGCAGGUUAAAGAAGUCCUAGGGGUUAUUAUCAUAAUUUAUUUUACUGUUGUGAAUGAAGAACAAGAAACAGAGGAUUACAGUUACUUAUUGUCAGUUUUAGUUGCACAGAAUGGAUAACUAUCUCCUCACAUAAUGAGAUGUGAUGUUUAAUUCUGUAAUGUGUUUCAAAGUUGUUAAAAGAGGUUCAGUAUGUGUGGUGUCAUUAUGUAUUUUAAUGCUUUAAAAAGUACGUUGUUGUUCAUUUUAGUAUUAUUCUUAAAUUUGUUAUUUGUAGACGGUCUAUUUCACGUUCAUUGUAGUUAUUAUAAUGCAGCCUAAAGGAAGACUUGAUUAUCACAAGA
Anoplopoma fimbria (sablefish) is the source of this 3338-nucleotide messenger RNA. It is a transcript of the gene ccdc39, whose product is annotated as coiled-coil domain containing 39. Gene Ontology annotation, cellular component: axoneme. The record is from RefSeq and is a predicted model, not a curated record. The coding region runs from base 170 to 3016 and encodes 948 amino acids. Lineage: Eukaryota; Metazoa; Chordata; Actinopteri; Perciformes; Anoplopomatidae. Gene Ontology annotation, biological process: inner dynein arm assembly; cilium-dependent cell motility; cilium movement. The transcript is spliced from 20 exons.